Molecule: messenger RNA, 1107 nt
Organism: Cyanidioschyzon merolae strain 10D
Lineage: Eukaryota; Rhodophyta; Bangiophyceae; Cyanidiales; Cyanidiaceae
Exons: 1
Coding region: 1-1107 (368 amino acids)
Source: RefSeq, a predicted model, not a curated record
AUGACAGCCACUGCAGAGGGCAGUGUAGUGCCUUUAAACUACGGGGCGAGGAUAAACCUCCGAAACUAUCCGAAUCAGGACUGGAUCGUGUUUCUGGGUACAGCAACAUCGGAGGGUGUACCCCGAGUCUCCUGUUUGACGGAGCAGCCGGUGCCUCAGUGUCACGUCUGUGUCGAUGCGAGUGAAAGACUGCACUCGCCCAACCGUCGACGGAACACCUCUCUGGCGAUACAUAGACGACGCAGAACGCAAGCGGGGAGGGAGUUGCUCGCUGGACGCACCCACGAGACGGUGGUUAUUGAUGUUGGCAAGUUCUUUUACCAGUCGGCGAUUGAUGUCUUCCCAGCGACUGGACUGCGCCAGAUCGAUGCAGUAGUGCUGACGCAUGAACACGCUGACGCCACCAAUGGUCUCGAUGAUCUCCGCGACUGGACACUGAACAUUGGUCGUCGACAUGGCGACGGUCCGCUCUCUAUACCCGUCUGGGGCGACGCCGCAACUCUGGAACGCGUUCACGGUGCGUUCCCGUACCUUGUAGAGCCAUCUCGUGCCACGGGUAGUGGACUCGUUCCAAAACUAAGCUUUCAUCAAAUCGAAGCGUACCAGCGAUUCUACCCGACGCAUCCGCGAUCCGUCAACGCAGCGAAUAGCUUGCAGUCGGAUCGGUUGACGCCGGCACCCGCACUGGCACCCGCACCUGACUGCAUUAGCCUGCUUCCCGUGCCUGUUGAGCACGGCCGUGACCAGGGAUGCCUAGGAUUUCGAUUCGGCGAAGUGGUCUACCUCAGCGAUGUAAGCUAUAUUCCACCAAAAGCAAUGGACGCAAUUCGAGGCUGCCGCAUCCUCAUCGUUGAUGCACUGCAUCCUGGCACAGGAUCCCAUGUGUCGCAUUUCUGCGAGCAGCAAGCGCUGGCACUCGUCACGCAACUGAGACCAAUCUAUACGUUCUUUACGGGCAUGACCCAUAUGUGGGAUCACGAACGAGACAAUGCACGGCUUGCAGCCUGGUCUGCCGCCGAAUCACGACGGAUGGAUGGUCGACCAGUCCACGUCGCGCUCGCCUAUGAUGGCCUCUGCGUACCUGUGGACCUCGAGGCCGACCGCUGA